This is a messenger RNA of Dictyostelium purpureum, 1791 nucleotides long. RefSeq lists its product as uncharacterized. NCBI's taxonomy places the organism in Eukaryota, Evosea, Eumycetozoa, Dictyosteliales, Dictyosteliaceae. The record is from RefSeq and is a predicted model, not a curated record. The transcript is spliced from 5 exons. The annotation marks the transcript as partial.
AUGAAUGCAAAUAAAAAAAUUAUAAAUCAAAUUAUAAGGAAUGUUGUACAACAAAACAGUAUACCAGACGGAACGAUACCGAGUGCUGAGGCAUCGUUUGCUUUAAAUAGAUAUCUUGAUGAUCCAAAUACUGUGGAUUUAGGUAAUAACAAUAAUAUUUAUAUAAAUUUAAUUGAAAGAAUUAGAAAUGAAAAGUCAAAUUAUGAACAAGUUUUAUCAAGAAUUUUAAAAUUAAUUAAAAAUAAUAUAGCUAUACAUCCACCAUCAUAUCAAAUAUUAUUAGAAUUGGAUAUAUUUUUCCUUUCUCUAGCACCAACUUGUAGUUUAAUAAUACAGAAAACAUUGACUUAUAUUAGGGCUUUAAUAGCUCAUCAAGUUAAACAAAAUCCAAAUUAUGAAAAAAAUUUUAAAUUAAAUGAAAAUCAAAAUCAAAACAAUCAAAACCAUCAAAAUAGUAAUCAUAAAAGAAAUAAUAGUAGUACAAUUGGAUUUUUAAGAUAUAGAAGUCAAUCAGCGUCAAAUUCUAGUGGUACAAGAGAUGAUCAUUUAUUACAAUUCCAAAGAUCGUCGUUGGAUUUAAGUAACAUUUUAGCAAAUUCAAUAUCAUCAGCAAAUUCAUCAAAUACCUCAUCUUCCUCUUCAUCACCUGUAUCAUUAAAUGAAUCACCACUUAAAAAUACUUUAAAUAAUUCUAGCUCUUUAAAUUCGACCCAUUUAUCACCAACACUUUCAUCAUCUGCGCAUAAUGAUACCACUAUUAAUAAUGUAAUUCCUGUAAUACCAUCAACAAAUCAACAAUCAAUUCAUGUACAACAAAUUCAAAAUAGUUUAGUUUCACCAUCAUCUUCAAAUUCAUCCUCCACCUCGCCAUCAGGCUCAAUUUUAAAUAUAGAUAAACAACAGCAACAACUUAAUAAUAUAAACAACAACAAUAAUUUAAAUAAUAGUUUAAAUCAAUUAAGUAAUUCAAGCAAUAUACUGGGUCAAAGUUUAGGUUUAAAAGAAAGCACAAGUUCAAUGUCAAGUACCAAUGGAUCACCAAGUUUUUAUAUCGAUGGUUAUAUUAGAGAUUUAAUGUCAAUAAAAGCAUCAACAAAAUCCUCAAUAAAAGCACAAAGUUUAUUAACAUCAUCACCAUUUGGAGGAUUAAAUCAAAGUGAAGUUAAACCAAAUAAAGAUGUAUUUAAAUGCCCAGACGAUUCAAAGAAUUGGACAAGAAUUAAUAUAGUAAAAGAAAAUCAAGAGCCUUUAAAGAUUACUGAGCAAGAAAUUGUGCAAGUUGUCAGAGUUAUUAUAAAUCCAGCUACACCACAGGAUCGUUCAAUUGCCACCAAAAUUUUUAUUAAAAUUAUACUAGAUAUCUAUUGUAAAGAUGGUUUAGUGGUCCAAAGUAGUGAAAAAUUAAUAUCAAGUUAUUUCCAUCAAUUCAUAUCAAGCACAAAUAGAGACACCAGGGCUCAUACAUUUAACAUAUUAUUUAAUCUCUCCAUUCACAUAAACCUUUACUCUGAAUUAAAAUUAGAAGAUGGCGGCAAUAUUCAAACUACAAAUAGCAGUGGCGGCUUGUCAAUGAUUAGAGAUCUCCAGGAAAGUGUUUUUAGAAUUUUGGUUGAAAUGGUACAACAUUUAAUAGAUUUUAAAGAAAGAGACGAAAGAACUUGGCAAGAAGCAUUAAAUUGUAUUCUUUUCUUUAUCACUGAAGAGGGUUAUGUUAUCAAAGAAAAAUUAUUCCAAUUAAAUUCUCAAAUGAUUGCAAGUUUUUUAUUAUAUAUUCAAGAUUUAAAUGAUAAU